AUAAACAAACGUAAGCAAUGUUUGAAAAUAUUAUGUUUUAGUCCAACCUGAUAUCUGUUUGGGCUUCUUGCGGUCAAUUUGCAGUCUACAAACUGUUUAACGCCCUUCCCUUAAAAUGACCAUCAUUCCCACAUGUCUAUGUUGUUGUCUGCUUUCACUGGUGUUUAUUUCACUGCUAUCAUUGAGCCUGAGAACUAACGUUACUCCCUCUCCUCUCCGCGCCUCCUCGACCACCUUCCCGCUGCAGCUCAUCAAAUCGCGCGGGCGAGCGCGCCGGAUCAAAAUUGGAACCAGACAGUGGUGCUGAUGAACAGCUCCUUGCCAGAGUGGACACACUGGACAGGCAGUCGGUGACAGAAGAGAGAGUUUUAAAACGGGUUGGAAGGUUAAUGAAUGGACUCAAACUCAGCGUUGAUUCGUUCAGAACAGGAGAUGAUACCAUCGCGCCAGAUGAUACCACCGCGCCAGCAUGACAGCGAUUUUCAGAAAUUCAGAAAGCUGCUGACCACUGAGCUGUCCCAGCAGAGUGAGGAGCUGCCAGGGGACCUGCAGUCUCUAUCCUGGCUCACCACCGUGGACGUACACAGGCUGCAGCAGAUGGCCACAGGCAGACUGGCCUUCAACAACACAGAACCCCAGAGCAGCCCACUGGAGCUUCACCCAGGUUCAGACCAGCACAGAAACAUGAAUACAGCACUAGGACAUGACACCAUUGUCCCUCCCCAUAGCAACAUGCAGAACAGUUAUAUUGGAAUGAACUACAUCAACAAUCAAAAUGGAAAUAUGACAGGAGGGUACCCAGGAAGUGGUAUGCCUGCCUCAGAAUACCAGUCCUCCCCAGUCCACUACUACCACUCCCCCCAGCAGGCCUAUAGCCCAGCUCAGGCUGUCCAACAGCAUUCCCCCAGCAGCCUGUAUAACAGCCCUUCCUACCAUAGCCAAAACCUGUAUGAGCAGCAAGCAGCAGGCAUGAGCAUCACCAACCCCCACAGCAACCAGGAUCUCCUACAAGAACCUAAUUCCUUCCCCAAACCGAUCUACUCCUACAGCUGCCUGAUUGCUAUGGCUCUGAAGAACAGCCGGACAGGCAGCCUCCCUGUCAGUGAGAUCUAUGGCUUCAUGAAGGAGCACUUCCCUUACUUCAAGACGGCGCCUGACGGCUGGAAGAACUCUGUGAGACACAACCUGUCUCUGAACAAGUGCUUUCAAAAGGAAGAGAACAAGCAGGGAGGCUCCUCCUCCACUCGUAAGGGCUGUCUGUGGGCCCUCAACCCAGCCAAGAUCAACAAGAUGGAGGAAGAGAUGCAGAAGUGGAAACGCAAGGACCUAACUGCCAUCCGCCGCAGCAUGGCCAACCCAGAUGAGCUGGACAGGCUGAUCACAGACCGACCGGGCGGCUGUCGGAGGAACCCUUGUGACCCCAGGAUGACGUGUCUCCCUUCUAGCCCCUGUGGUUCCCCUCUGUCUGGGCUUCUGCAGACAUCCCUCCCCUUCCAUCUCCAGGCUCAGAAUCCCACCCUGCUAGGAGAUGCCAGCUCCCCUGUUCCCGCCCGGACCCCUCCCCUCCACUCGGUCCCAGACUACUCCCACACUCCCUUCAUCCAGCAGCAGCCCUACAGACAAGCCAACAGCCACAGUCUGUACAGCCUCCACCCUGACGUCACAGCAGAUGUGGACGCUCUGGACCCUAGUAUCAUGGAGUUUGCCGGGAGCCUAUGGGAGGGGGUGAGAGAAGAGGGCUUCAGCCUGGAGAGUAUGUUUAACCACUCUCCUCUGUGCCUGUCUGACUCUGAGCUGCCUGGCCCCACCACUGGACAGCCCCUGGUGGACCUACAGGUUUCAGGGCUGUACACCACCCUGGACCCGGCACCUGCUGUCCCCUUCCAGUACAUCACCACCACAGAGGCCGGGGGCCAAGCCGCCACCCUGCUCUGACUGACUGUGAAACACUGAUAUACAGUGUAUUAAACACUGAUAUACACCAAGACAGACCACUACUGUUGAACCUGCAUGUCCCCACACCUACUGUAUGAGAAUCCUGAACAUUCUCCCACCUGACAGGAUGUCUUUACUCUCAUGUCAAUCAGAGAUUUUUUUUUUUUACUGAUUCCUGUUUCUCCACCAAAGCACUUAAGAAGCACCCAAAUCAGCUAACAUAGGCGUGUUUGAUUGGGCCUGUCAGAUUUUUAGAGUGAUGAGGAUACAGUGUUUUUGUGUGUGUAAUGGUUUAGAGGUAAAAUGCAAUGCCACUUUAUUUUUACAAGAGCUGGAGUCAAUGUUGUGACGGUUGUCUUCUGUGAAGAUAUGUAAAAGAUUGUCGGGGAAACUCAUCUGUCAUCUAUUUCUUGUGGAGGAAAAGUCUUUACUAGCUUGUGCAAACAAUCCUUUUUUUGUUACCAGAUUUGACUGUGGUAUUUUAGCUUGAUAGUUUAUUUGUAGUACUAAAGUCCUGCUAGGCAGGCAUUAUCUCAGAGUUUUCUGUUUUGUUCAUUUCUAUUUAUUUACUUUGCUCUGUGUGAACUGUCUAACAUGACUCUUAAAGCCAUAAUAUAGGGGACUUUAACAUGUUAAUGUAUUUUAGAAAUACUAAACAUUUUUACCUUAAGAUUAUUUAUGUAAAGGUAUUACAGACAUGUUAAAAGCCUUAGCAGAUUCACCUGUUUUAAACUGACAAUAGACUCCUGUGCCUACAAGGUGUUUCUCUAACUGUAAACAUUUUCAGAAUAAAUAUUUUCAGAUGCCA
This is a messenger RNA of Oncorhynchus gorbuscha (pink salmon), 2743 nucleotides long. Its product is annotated as forkhead box protein N4-like. Bases 394 to 1935 code for a protein of 513 amino acids. NCBI's taxonomy places the organism in Eukaryota, Metazoa, Chordata, Actinopteri, Salmoniformes, Salmonidae. Gene Ontology annotation, biological process: regulation of transcription by RNA polymerase II. The record is from RefSeq and is a predicted model, not a curated record. Gene Ontology annotation, molecular function: transcription cis-regulatory region binding; DNA-binding transcription factor activity, RNA polymerase II-specific. The transcript is spliced from 9 exons.